This is a messenger RNA of Rosa chinensis, 2498 nucleotides long. Its product is annotated as putative pentatricopeptide repeat-containing protein At3g23330. Gene Ontology annotation, molecular function: protein binding; zinc ion binding; RNA binding. Gene Ontology annotation, biological process: RNA modification. NCBI's taxonomy places the organism in Eukaryota, Viridiplantae, Streptophyta, Magnoliopsida, Rosales, Rosaceae. The coding region runs from base 158 to 2350 and encodes 730 amino acids. The transcript has a single exon. The record is from RefSeq and is a predicted model, not a curated record.
UCCUGCCACAAACCGCACUUCAACCCAAAAAAAUGAGCGGGAAUUUCGUUUCCUAACAACAAAAGCUUCAAUCUUGAUCUUCUUCCCCUCAAAUCACUUCACAAACAAAACCCACCUUCAAAGUGAACAAUGCCUGUACCUUGAUCAUUAACAACCCAUGACCUCCCUCCAAACCCUACUCAAAACCCUCUUCAAAAACCCCAGCACCAUCAAAACCCCAUCCCAGGCCAAACAGCUCCACGCCCAAAUCCUCAAAACCAAACCCCCUUCACCUCCCGACCUCUCCUUCCUCGUCUCUCUUUACUCCAACCUCAACCUCCUACACCACACCCUCACUCUCUUCAACACUCUCCACUUCCCUCCCUCCACCAUUGCCUGGAAGUCCAUCAUCAGAUGCUACGCUUCCCAUGGCCUCUGGCACCAUUCCUUGGCCUCAUUUGUGGAGAUGAGGACUUUUGGCGUGUGCCCAGAUCGCCAUGUUUUCCCUUCUGUGCUCAAAUCGUGCGCAUCGGUUAGGGACUUGAGGUUAGGUGAGUCCGUUCAUGGGUGCAUUGUUCGGAGCGGUAUGGAGUUUGAUUUGUAUACGUGUAAUGCGCUCAUGAAUAUGUACGCCAAGUUGGAGAUUUUGGGUGCACACCAAGUGCUCGAUGAAAGUCGCGACCGAAAUCUAGAGGGUACUUUCGGGAGACAUUUGGUUGGUUCUGUGGGACUUGACGGUGGUGGUGAGAGCAUUGAUAGAUUGUUUAAGCAAAAGGAAGGCGAAAGAGUUAUUGAAAUGGACAGUGUGAGGAAGGUCUUCGACGUGAUGCCAGAACGAGAUAUUGUGUCCUGGAAUACAGUGAUUGCAGGGGAUGCGCAGAAUGGGAUGUAUGAACAGGCUUUAGCGAGGGUCAGGGAGAUGGGGAGUGCCAACUUGAAGCCUGAUUCUUUUACUUUGUCUAGCGUGCUUCCGGUUUUUGCAGAAUAUGUAGAUGUUGUUAAGGGAAAGGAGAUCCAUGCGUAUGCCAUAAGACAUGGAUUUGAUGCAGAUGUGUUCAUUGGCAGUAGCUUGAUCGACAUGUAUGCAAACUGUACUCGUAUGGAGGACUCGCUAAAGGUGUUCAACCUGCUACGUCGGCGCGAUUCCAUUUCAUGGAACUCGAUUAUUGGAGGGUGUGUGCAGAAUGGUAUGUUUGAUGAAGGACUUGUGUUCUUUCGGUGUAUGUUGACGGCUAAAACUAAGCCAACAGAUGUCUCCUUUUCAAGUAUCAUUCCAGCUUGUGCCCACUUGACAACACUACAUCUGGGGAAGCAGCUCCAUGGAUACAUAAUACGGGGCGGAUUUGAGGAUAAUGUCUACAUAGCAAGCUCACUAGUGGACAUGUAUGCAAAAUGUGGUAACAUUAAGAUGGCGAGGUGGAUUUUUGACAAAAUGGAGCAACAUGAUAUGGUGUCAUGGACAGCCAUGACUAUGGGAUAUGCAUUGCAUGGUCAUGCCCAUGACGCCAUUUCCUUGUUUGAGAAGAUGAAAGGAGAGGCAGUAAAGCCUACUUAUGUUGCUUUCAUGGCUGUAUUGACUGCGUGUAGCCAUGCUGGAUUGGUAGACGAAGCUUGGAAGUAUUAUAAUAGUAUGACCAAAAAAUAUAGGAUUGCUCCAGGUAUAGAGCACUAUGCUGCUGUUGCAGACCUUCUUGGUCGAGCUGGAAGGUUGGACGAAGCUUAUCGCUUUAUCUCUAGCAUGCAUAUAGAACCAACAGGAAGUGUAUGGUCAACAUUGUUGGCUGCUUGUAGAGUUCACAAGAAUGUUGAAUUGGCUGAAAAGGUUGCUGAAAAAAUAUUUGCUGUUGAUCCCGAGAACGUUGGAGCUUAUGUGCUACUGUCAAACAUAUAUUCUGCUGCUAAGAAAUGGAAAGAAGCGGCAGAAAUGAGAGUCUCGAUGAGAGAUAAGGGCAUGAAAAAAAAGCCAGCCUGCAGCUGGAUUGAAGUUAAAAACAAGGUUCAUGCUUUUGUAGCGGGAGAUGAAUCCCACCCAUAUUAUGAUGAGAUAACCAAGGCUCUGGAAGUUCUCUUGGAGCAGAUGGAGCGAGAAGGGUAUGUGCCGAACACAAAUGAGGUGCUCCAAGAUGUUGAAGAGGAGCAAAAGAAGUACCUGUUGUGUCACCACAGUGAGAGGCUUGCCAUAGCAUUUGGCAUCAUUAGCACUCCUGCUGGGACAACAAUUCGAGUAACAAAGAACCUUCGGGUAUGUGUGGAUUGCCACACAGCAACGAAACUUAUAUCCAAGAUAGUCGGAAGAGAGAUAAUUGUCAGAGAUAAUAGCCGGUUUCACCAUUUCAGGGGUGGGGAGUGUUCAUGUCGAGACUAUUGGUGAGAGAACCUAAUAAGAUGAUCAUACCAACCUAUUUAAGCCCAGCAUUGUGCUGUUCAUGUCUUGAAGUUUAUAGACCUGACCAGCUUUAUACUUCUCUAUAGUUUCAUCACAUUUCGUAUGAAGACAUGGCAAUCAUACCAAAUCAGUU